GCUAGUUUCUUUGGUGUGCCCUCGGCCUUAGUCCAUGGUUACUGAUGGUGUCUAUUAUCACCACGGAUAACUUGAGCCUUUCAAAGUAUAAUGGUAUUGAUAAGUCAUUGUGAGCAUUUUGUAGGUUUUGUGUAACGAAGACGUUGGGAAUUUGUGGUGUUUAUGUUCCAGCUUUGUUUAAGGUUAAAGGUCAUUUGUUCUAAUUUGCAGUAUGUACUGCCCUUUGAAAGUACAGCAUACAAGUUUGUAAUUGUGUCACUCACAUGAAAGAGGUGGCAGUAUGGAUUUCUGAAGUUUCGAAUAUUUUUAGUAUAUUGAUACCUUGCGCCCCCCACCCCCUUUUUUGGCCCCUUUGACCGUGAACCGUGAAUGAAGUGUAAAGCAUGAAUGUAGGCAGUACACCAGCUGAGGUUCAAUGUCCUUCCUGACAUGUAUUCCCCAUUUGUAUUUUGUCACUCCAUUAAUGAACAUGCAGGACAGAGAGUUAAAGGAACAUAGAAGAAAUUUUGGAAAGAGGAUUUUGAGGCAAGAAACCCAAUCAGUGGAAAUAAGAGGCAGAAAACUACAUGGCCACAGAAUCCAUUGUGGUGUGGCUUUCUUUCUUGCCCCAAUUUAAGGAUGGAAUACAAAGAUCCCAAGCGAGAGCAUUUCAGAGCUGAGUGUACAGUUGAUGGUACUUAUGAAGAUAAUGCUCCAAGAUUUACGUUGGAGGCUAUGGCUAAUCUCCCAUUGCUCCCAGAUGAUGUUCUGCUGUGCAUUAUGAAGUAUCUGGGGCCAGUUGAACUUCAUAACUUGAGCAAGAUAACAGAGCGGUUAGGGCACCUUGCAUCUGAUAAAAGCUUAUGGAGGACUAUUGACUUCAGGCCCCACAAACUCACAAGCACUCAGCUAUUGAAGUAUGUGAAUUAUUUUAAGGAAUCCACAAAAUUUCUGGCAGUGAGAGGUUUUGCAUCUGAAGCUCCAAACCUUAAGAGGAGGGAUGGUGUCCUUACACCAAAACUGCUGGAAGAGAUAGUUAAAAAGUGCCCAGAGUUGGAAACACUGAUUCUAGAUGAAUAUUAUGGACCAGCAUGCAAGUUGAGUAUAGAACUGCUCCCUUCGACCAUUUGUCGUCUGUCUAUGAGAGAUUGCGUGAUAACAGAUUUGGAUCCUCAGAAUUCAUAUUUCCAUGAUAUGUAUGCGCAUGUACCUUAUAUAAAGGUCUUGAUACUGAGUAACUGUAAGUGGGUCUCACCUCAUGAUUUUAUGGCCAUUAGUAAGUGUCACUGGUUGGAAGAGUUGCGGAUGGAUGGUUGUCUACAGCUGGGGGAUUGUGUGGCAUAUACAAGCCUUGCUGCAAGAUGUGGUUUCCAUUCCUUGAAGAUUUUGGACCUGCGAAAUACAAGAAUGGGUGACAGUGAUGUGGCCUGUUUCAGUCUUUCACUCAGGCUGACUCAUCUGUAUCUGCAGUGUCCAUCUGUUGAUAAUGAAGUUAGUGAUGACUUACAUGGUGAUCCAAACUGUGUGGAGGGAUAUGAUUUCCUGGACUGCAAUGAUGACGAUGACACUGAUGCUCCUUCAUUAAUAGAAGACAGCUAUGGUGGUUUCUCCCCAUUAGGUCUUCCACGUCUACUUCCUCUCAGCACACUGCCAGAUCUUUCAGCAAGGUGUUCAGAGAGAACACUGCAGUCAGAUUCUAGGCGUGCAGUGGAAUCCAGAAGCAAUCCAUCUGGCCUGGCUUCACAUGACGAAAGAGAAGAGAAUGGAGAUUUCUCCUUUCCACAGGCUUCCACAUCAUAUGGAGGCACGAACACUGUGUUGAACCUGCCUGGACCAUCACACAUUGGGCCAAAAGCGGGGUCACUCAAGAAACAUCCUUUAGAGGAUUCGGAUUCAAGUAGUGAUGAAAAUUUGUUUUCAUCUGUUGCCUUUCCUAUAUCAGGUCCCGAAAUGCAUAAACAGAUACGGACAUCUGAAGAAGGUUCACAUCUACCAAUCAGUCAAGCCUCUUGUAUGAGUGCAUCUGAAGCAGGCUGCAGGGGCAAGAAGCGUCGGCACUCUUCCAGUGACCAUAGUUCUAAUGAACCAAGUACAUCCACACAUUCAUUUAUUGAAUCACCCAGUUGUUCUAUAAAUGAUGUGAAUAGAAGACUGAAAGAUGGAGAUUCGUUAUGUCAGAAGUCAAAACUUCCAGACUCUUCAACAGGUAGUACACAAGCAGUAAAUUGCAGACAGGCGAGUGAUGUGUCCAAAACAAAUAGCAGUGAGCAAGGAAGAAGUUUGAGAGCAGAUGAUAGUUUAUGUGGAAGUUUGUUUUAUUGCCCUUUUCAUGACUCCAAUGCUGAAUCAUUAAUUUCAGACGUGUGUACCAUGGCAUUUGUCUUGAAGGAGCAGCAUGGAAGUGACGGAUCAGGGUAUGUAAGGAUUGUAUCACCGCAGGCAGUAAGUGCCAGACCUCAACUCCACACACUUGUUGUAAAGAACUACAGAAAGAUUACUGAUAAUAGCCUGAGAUGCCUGCUUAGGCUUAAUAGCUUACGUUAUUUGGAUAUAUCAGGGACUUCGGUGACCCAGAGGGGUGUCUUGGAGUUCCAGUUGAAGCGACCUGAUGUUGAAGUUAUAUCUGAUUACAGGGACCUCCCUAUUUAAUCAUGUGUUGUUGGAAUUUAUAUUUAAAGUUACACAGUUUGUCUUAUUUCCCCCGAUACAAGCCUCAUUUUAGCCAUUUCAUGUUCUUUUGGUUCAGAUUCUUGGUCUGCUCCCUCAGAGAAACAUUAAAUAGGGAUUUCGCUAUGUGGUGUACUUUUGAUUUGUGAAAGGAGAAUCUACUGCAUUUAUGUAUCAAACUGAGAUAGAAGUAAGUAUCUGAAACAUUCUGAAUUUAUUAUACUUUUCAGAAGUUGCCUGUGUCAGAACAGUAUUCAUGAGUUAGUAUUUGAAAGUUGUUUUACGCUGCAGCUGAAAUGAUGCCCGCCUGCAGGAAGUAACAAACAAUUGUGCCUCUUGGAUCCACUUAAUGUCUUCUUCUGAGUUACCACAUGUGUUAUCAGACUGGUUUGAUUUUAGAAUGGAAAUCUAAUGCACUCCCCAUUUAUAACAGAAGUUAGUAUGUCUGCAGUUGUGCUAUCAGCGUUAUAUUUUCUGUAUUGCCUUGAGCUCUGCAUUUUCUGCUUUUCUGUUAGGAAUUCUAAUGCAAUAAAUUUCUCCAGAGAAUCGUGUUUUGAAAUUACGAUUUCUUGGUGGUUUUAUUUCGAAAUAGGCCUAUGCAUAAAAAUGACCUCUGAAGAUAUUUGUAAUGAAAGAAAUAUAAAAAGUAUGUAAAAGUU
Messenger RNA from Cryptotermes secundus, 3305 nucleotides. RefSeq lists its product as uncharacterized. Gene Ontology annotation, molecular function: protein binding. The record is from RefSeq and is a predicted model, not a curated record. The coding region runs from base 619 to 2628 and encodes 669 amino acids. Lineage: Eukaryota; Metazoa; Arthropoda; Insecta; Blattodea; Kalotermitidae. The transcript is spliced from 8 exons.